Molecule: messenger RNA, 754 nt
Organism: Xyrauchen texanus (razorback sucker)
Lineage: Eukaryota; Metazoa; Chordata; Actinopteri; Cypriniformes; Catostomidae
Gene: nxt2
Product: nuclear transport factor 2-like export factor 2
Exons: 4
Coding region: 308-739 (143 amino acids)
Biological process (GO): protein import into nucleus
Cellular component (GO): nuclear pore central transport channel
Source: RefSeq, a predicted model, not a curated record
UGAGCGCAUUGUUUCUAUUUGGUUGCGUCUGUUUUGUAAAAGCUUAAGAUCACGUAAUUCAGAUUUUUGUUGACGGUAUGUCAUUUUUUUUCUAUACUUAGUAUAAACUACGUAGUAAAAUUCGCUUUAUCGUCUUAGAAACUGUCAUUAGCAUAAACCGCAUUAUUGUUUACAGGCUCAUGCCUGCAUUUUAAAAGAUUUAGUAAUUGUAUCUUUUCAUUGUAGUUUUGAUAUCACACACUGAAAAGCUCUGAUCACCAAAAGUAUUCAGCAGGGGAUCGGUAACGUUUGUGCGUCGUUUAAUAGCAUGGGUUCAGCGGUGGACUUCAGGACUCAAGUGGAUCAGUCGUGCAGAUACUCGGAGGCAUUCGUCAACAUUUAUUAUGACUGCAUGGAUAAGAAAAGACGGAAUUUGACGAGGCUGUAUCUGGAUAAAGCAACGCUAGUGUGGAAUGGCAAUGCUGUCACAGGUCAAGAUGCCCUCAGUGAUUUCUUUGACUCCCUCCCCUCCAGUGAAUUUCAAGUUCAGACUCUUGACUGCCAGCCUGUACAUGAACAAGCAACUCAAGGCCAAACCACUUUGUUGGUGGUUACAGCGGGUUCAGUGAAGUUUGAAGGAAACAAACAGAGAUACUUCAACCAGAAUUUCUUAUUAACUGCCCAAGCCACCCCCAACAGUGACCAGCCAGUAUGGAAGAUUGCAAGUGACUGUUUCCGCUUUCAAGAUUGGGCAAAUUGAAUUGUAUCAUCAAAU